Messenger RNA from Ichthyophthirius multifiliis, 4212 nucleotides. RefSeq names its product WD repeat protein. Gene Ontology annotation, molecular function: protein binding. The transcript has 6 exons. NCBI's taxonomy places the organism in Eukaryota, Ciliophora, Oligohymenophorea, Hymenostomatida. The record is from RefSeq and is a predicted model, not a curated record.
AUGAAAAAUUAGUAAAUUAAGCCUUAUCAACAACAAUAAGAACAUAAAAAAAAAAUUGACGAUUAACGAGUAAAAUUAGAUUUAUUACAUUCGUUUGGCUCAUCAUUUUAUAAUGGUUAUAAAAAUGCCUUAGGAAUAAUGGAAGAAGAUGGCUAUAAUUUAUUAUUUCCAGUUGGCAAAUAUAUUGGAAUAAAACCACAUGAUAAAAAUGAUAUGGUAUUUUUACGUUUAACAGAAAAUUUAGAAAAAAUAAUUUGUUUAACCAUUUCCCCAAAUAAAAAAUUUGUGGCUGUUUGCGAAAGAUUGAAAUAAGAUGAAGAAUCGUUUAAAAGAUUCCCAUAAGUAUCAGUUUACAAUAUCAAAUCGAAUACAAUAAAAGCAAAUUUAUAAAAUGAAAAAAAACAAUUUUCAUAUCCAGAUACAUAAACAGAGGCAUUUAUAGCCAUGUGUUUUUCACAUGAUUCGCGAUUUUUGGCCUGUCUGACUGAUUCUCCUGAAUAUAAAUUAGUAUUUAUCGAUUUAUUGGCUAACAAAAAGGACAUAGCUGGCCUUAUAUUAAAAAUUCCAAUAACAAAAGUGACUAUUUCUCCGAAAGAUAAUCAUUAAGUGGCGAUUUCCGGGAUAAACUGCUUUAAAAUAUUAAGAGUAUAAGAAGGUUCAUUUGCAUACGUAAGUGAGAACAUAAAAAGACUUCCAUAAAAUUAAACAUUUACAGACCAUAUAUGGUUUGAUGAAAAAAAAAUAGCUUUAAGUAAUGAUAAAGGAGAAAUUUAUAUAAUAUAAGAAAACGAAGUAAAAUAAUAUAUCGAAAGUGGAUUUUAAAUUGAAGGUUUGGGAAUUAAUUGUAUGGUUGCUUUCACUAAAGGACUUAUUAUUGGAAGCGAUAAUGGUGUAUUUGCGCUUUGGUUGAAAAAUGAGAAUUUAAGUGAUGAAAAUAAUGAAGAUGAUUUUAAUAUUAUUUAUAUUAGGAGUUGGAGUUCAGAUAGAGGAUAAUGCGUUUUAUCUAUCUAAAUUACCUAAGCUGAAGAUUUAAUGGCUGUUUCAUUCAAAAGUAACGAUAUUGCAACUUUUGAUUUGACAAAAUUAUUGCCUUAAGUACCAGAAUCAAUUGAAAGUUUGAAGUAAAAUAUUAAUUAUAUGGAAAAAAAAUUGAAGUUUGAUUAUGUUUUUGGAGGGUUCCAUUUAGGACCAAUUAGCUGUAUGGAUGUUUGCUUAUAAAGACCUCUAAUUGUUACUUGCUCGUAAAAAGAUUCUACUAUAAGAAUCUGGAAUUAUGUUAAUUUUAGAUGCGAAUUAGCAAGAAAAUUUAUUACUGAUAAUAAUGAAAAAUCUCCACUUUUAAGUGUAGCUUUUCACCCAUCUGGAUACUAUUUGGCAGCUGGGUUUAUUGAUAAGUUUAGAGUUUAUCAUGUUUUGAAGGAUGAAUUGAAACUUUUUAAAGAAUAUCCAGUUAAAAAUGCAACUUUGCUUAGAUUCUCGAGUGGAGGAUAGUAUUUGGCUGUGGCUUAUUUAAUGUCGAAAAAUUAAUCAAAUUAAUAUUGUAUUAAUAUAUACAAUUCUUAUUCUAUUUAGAUUAUAGUAACUCUUAAUGGGCCACCUAGUUAAGUAACUGAAAUUAUUUGGGGGCCUUUUGAUGAAUUUAUUUUGAGUAUUUCUAUUGAUGGAACUGUUUAUAGAUGUAAAUAAUUUAAAAUUUAAUUUUAAAAUAAUAAUUAAUAAAACUAAUUAGAUAAAGGAAUUGUAUAUGGUUAUAUGGAUUAAAAUGAACUUGAAUAAAAAGAAAAAUUAAGCCAAUAAUAUGGAAAUAAUACUAUCUUAUAUGGAUAAUAGAUAUAAGAUAUGGAUUUUGAAUUAAAAAAUUAUAAAAUCACAUAAUUUUGUUUUUUAUAAAGCUUUUAUAAUUAUUAUGGUAUAAUAGCAGGAACGAACUAAGGAGCAAUAAAAGUAAAAAAAAAAAUAUAAUAAUAAUAAUAAUAAAUAAAGGUUUUCGGGCAUCAUUUUAGUAGUAUCCCUUAUGAAACAAUCUAAGCUCAUUGUGGAUAAGUAACAUAAAUAAAAACAUCUCCAGAUGGUCGUUAUAUAUUUUCAGGAGGAGAAGAUGGAGCUAUAUUUAUAUUUUAAGUAAUAAAUAAUAUAUAAAUAAAAUAUGAAAUAAAAUAAAAAAGAUGUAAAAAAUAAUAUAUAAAAGUAAUAAUAAAUAAAUAGAAUCCACGAGCACUUGUAGUUGAUGAGCAUUUAGCAGAUGUAAUAAUGGUAUAUAAAAAUGAAAUAGAAGGGUAUGUGUAAGAAUAAGAAAAAAUUCAAGCGGAAUAUAAAGAUUUUAAGCAAAGGAUGAACGAGAAUUUACAAGAAGAACGUUCAAUAAUGGAAUUUAAGAUGUAAAAAAUUAAAGAACAAUAUGAGAAUGAGUUAGUGAAGUAAAAAAAGAUAUAUGAUGAGUUAAACUAUAAUAAAUAAGUAGUAGAACAAGAUUAUAAAAUAGUAAUAUAAACUUUAGAAGAAAAACAUUUGAAAGGUGUGGAAGAAUUGGAAGGUCUUUAUGAGAAAAAAUUAGGGUUUGAAAAUGAGAAAUAUAUGUAAUAAGAAAUGGAAAUGAAAGAAGAAGCUUUAAAAUUUGAGCGAACAAUUAAGGAAUUAUAAAAAAAGCAUGAUAAUAAUAUUAAUAUGUUAAAAACAGAAUUUAAUUAAAACUUUCAUAAAGCUUAAAAAGUUUACGAAAACAUGAAAUUAACAGCAGAUGAUGUCAAAAAACUUUACGAAGAAAAGCUUUCUUAGUAAGAAGAAGAACAUGAAAUCGAAGUUAGAUAAAUAUUGGAAAAUAAUCAAAAAGAAUGUAAUGAUUUAAAAGGGAAAUUUUAAGAAUUAAAGAAUAAAUCUAAAAAAAUUAAUACAUAAUUAGAAGAAAUACAAGAAUAAAAUAUUAAUUUGAAAAAAACUUAAGAAGAUAAGGAUAAUUAAAUAAAUUCUUUAAAAUCUAAAUUAAAAGAACAAAUUAGUUAAAACGAAUUGCUAAGAAGCGAAUUCAAAUCUUUGGAAGAAAUACAUAAAAAAAAAGAAAAAAAAAUAUAAGAUUAUAAAUACAAAAUCUCUGAUUUAUAAAAAUCUAAGCAUGUUCUCUCUUUUAGAACAACUGAAAUGAGAAAAAGUUUAGAACCAAAAGAAUCUUAAAUUGAGAAACUAAAAGAAGAAUUAUUUAAAUUAGAAGGGGAGUUUGAAGAAAUGUUAUAAGUGGCUUAAAAGUCAAAUGAAGAAUUGAAAAAAAUGCAAAUAACAGUUGAAAACCUCAAAAAAAAUUUAAAAAGUUAAAUAGAAUAAACAAAAAGCAAGGAUUAAUAUAUAAGAUAAAUUAUUAUGGAUAUAUAUAAUUGUGUGGAAAAGAAAGAUAGAAAAGAGUGGGCAGAUGAGAUGAAACGUUUUUAUUAAAUAUAUGUAUUAGAUACAUAAAAAGAUAAAGAGCUAAAAUAGUCAAUAAAUGAUGAAUAAGGGUAAAUAGAAAUGCAAAAAUAAGUAUAAUAUUUAGAAAAGUCUAUUUAUUAAUUAGAUAAAGCAUCUAUUAAAUUAACUUUAAGAAGAGAUAAAGAAAUUUAUAAAAAAACAAAAGAAAACACUGAAUUAAUUAAUGAAAUUAAUGAAAUGAGAAAAAAUAAUUAAAAAUAAUAAGCGGAAAUUCAAAAUUUACUUAUAUAGUUAGAUAAUAAUAAAAAAGAAAAUAACAACUUUAAAAAUGAAAUAAAAAGAAUAAAAAGUUAGUUAUUAAAAAAAUAAAAAGAAUUUAAUAUGUUUGAAGAAAACAAUACUUAAAAUAAAGUUUUAAAUCCAUUUUUCGAAUCUUCUUUAGAUAAAUAAUAACCUUUUAAUAAUACUUCUUGUAAAUUUUAGCCAGCAAACACACUUCCUGUAUUAAAAAAAAUGAAUAAACUAGAUGAUAAUUCGAAGUCUUAAGGAAAAAUAAUUAAAGGGCUUAAUUUUGAUAUUAAAACUUUAAAUACUUUUGACAAAGCUAAAAUGAUGGAAACUGUUACUGAUUUAGAAUUAAUAAAGUAAAAAUUAGCUUCUAUUGAAAAAUAAUACAAAGGAUUAUAAAAUAAAGUAAAAAAACAUUUAAAUGAUUAUAAAUGUGGUGAUUUUUAAUUAGAAAAUGAAAUUAAUAAAAGUAAUUUUAAUAAUUCUUUGUUUGAUAAUCACUUAUUUGAUUCUUAAGUUUAAAAUUGA